AUGACUGAGGGCGACGACAGCGACAACCGCUUCCGAGUGGGCGUGGGCUCUGGCUCUGGAUCCGCCUUUGGGCUCGAUGUCUGGGGGCGGCGGUGGUGGGACGUAAAGGGGAGCAUGGACGGAGUCCCCCGUGGCCGACAAAGCGAGGUCCUGCUCCAGGCUGUCCCACUGCGCGUCCUCCUCCAGCCGGCUCUACUCGAGCGCCUGUUGCAGGGCCACCUCGAGCGCGACUUGAUCCAACAGUAUAGUAUUCAAGAAGUAGUGCCACCCACCGCAAACACCUGGGGGAGUAGUUGGCGGCGACCCGGCCAUUCAAGACUCACCUCGGUGGUGCCUGCGGGGAUAUUCGGUGCCCUCGCCACUCCCCCCGCCCCAGUUCUUUCUCCCUCGCCGGAGUUCGUCCGGCCGCCGCGAUGCAGCAGCAGCAGCGGCAAGGUAAUCAACGCCGGAUUCUCCCGGCGCCUCCUACUUAGUACUACCGUAGUUCCAAAGUUCCAAUAUUUCCCCGUCUCGUGCGCGGUUUCUGCGGCGGAUUUUGGUUACCAGGCGCCGGGCGGUCACGACAUACUAAAUCUGCAGCGGGAGGUGAAGACGCGGUGGCUCAAGCCCAGAGAGGUUCUUGACAUAUUGCAGAACUGUGGUUCUUGGUUCCUUUUCAACCGUAGGGUACAUCGCUUCUUCCGGAAUGAUGGGUAUGUGUGGCAGAAAAAGAAGAAUGGGAAGAGCGGCAAUGAAGCACAUGAGUACCUUAAGGUUGAUAAUGUAAAGGCUCUGAAUUGCUACUAUGCUCGUGCAGAAAAUAAUCCUAGAUUCAUGAGGCGGAUAUAUUGGAUGCUUGAACCGGCUUAUGAGCACAUCGUUCUUGUCCACUAUAGAGACGUUCUAGAGGGCAGCAUUUCAGUAUCAGUGCUAAACGGUUCGCCAACAUCCAAUCAGAAUGGCAGUGCUAGCAGAGCUGAUGCACAUAGUUCGCCAGGGUUGACUAGUGAGAUAGUUGCGCCACUUCUCAACUCGUGCAGCCCAGGAUCCGCGGAAGAAGUUAGUUCCCAGAUCCCGACCAUAAACAAUGAAACAAAUGAUAUAAGUCUAUUUGAUUGGCGGCGGACACUUGAAAUGCAGCUGAGUCUGGAAAACAAGGAACGUCAUGAUGUUAACACUGAUGAGGUUCUGCCAAAUCAUGAUCCUAUUCCUGCGCAUGGGAUACAGAAUGAAGAACUAGACGCAUGUAUAAACCUUGCAGAUGUCUUUGAUCUGGGGUUUAGUGAAGACAACCAUGCUGAAGGAAGUCACCCUUAUCCCGAUCCUAUCGAUGUCCUGAAAUAUUCAGAAACAUGGUUGGAGGAUGACCAACUUAAAUCUAUUCUACAUUCAGCUCCUGUGACAAUUGAUGAAAACCAAUGGUUCCAUCUUCAUGAGGUUUCUCCAGAAUGGGCAUUUUGUUCUGAAAGUGCUAAGGUUGUCAUUGUAGGAGAUUUCCCUUGCAACCUCUCCAAUAGUUCAUGGGUACUAUUUGGUGAUGUUAAAGUACCUGCGGUAGUUGUCCAGCAAGGUGUCAUCCGUUGUUAUACUCCACCAUACCUUGGUGCUGGAAAGAUGCUUUUUGAUAGUCAUGGCUGUGAACUCUUCUCAAAGUUCAGGUUGCCACUCCCAAAUGCUCGGUCUGGAUUCCCAGUUAACCCCUCAGAGAUUAUAGGGAGAACAUGUGAGCAGUUGGACCAUGAGAAUGCAGUAAAUUGCAUCAUGGAAGUGAUGCUUAACAAUAAGUUCCAGGACUGGCUAUCAUCCAAAUUUGAACAGAAUAGUGAAGGGGAGUAUUUGCUUCCUAGGCAAUACCAUGGUGUGAUACAUACAAUUGCUGCAUUGGGAUACGACUGGGCUUUGAAACCGCUGCUUAGUAACGGCGUGCCUAUAAACUACCGUGAUGCAAAUGGAUGGACUGCUCUGCAUUGGGCUGCACGAUUCGGAAGGGAACAAAUGGUAGCGGUUCUUGUUGUUGCAGGCGCUGCUGUGGGUGCACUUUCAGAUCCAACAGCGGAAGACCCUGCUGCCAAGACACCUGCUUCGAUUGCGUCUGCCUAUGGUUUCAUAGGCAUCUCUGCAUUCCUUUCAGAAGCACAACUAACCAGUACCCUUGAUUCUCUGGAAUCAAAAGAAAAUGGGAAACCCGUAGAUCAUAAUGGUGGAGUGAGUACAUCUAAUGCUGUGGAUAGAGUAUCAGAUAAAUGUGCACAUGUGGAUGGUGGAACUGAUGAUCAGCUUGCACUUAAGGAUUCUCUAGGAGCUAUCCGAAAUGCUGUUCAAGCUGCCGGACGCAUACAAGCUACCUUCCGUGUGUUUUCCUUAAAAAAGAAGAAACAAAAGGCUCUUCAGAAUGGAGAUAGCUCUGCUUCGCCAUCUAUGCUCGAAAGAGCUACAUUAUCUAUCCAGAAGAACUUCAGGUGCUGGAAGAAACGUAAGGAAUAUCAGAAAAUUCGGAAAAAUGUCAUCAAGAUUCAGGCACGGUUCAGAGCUCACCGAGAAAGAAACAAGUACAAGGAGUUACUUCAAAGUGUUGGCAUCCUUGAGAAGAUCAUGCUGAGGUGGUUCCGAAAAGGCGUUGGUCUGCGAGGAAUCAAUAGCAGGGCGAUGCCAAUCGACCAAGACGAGGAAGAAGACAUCGUCAAGGUUUUCCGCAAGGAAAGAGUGGAAACAGCUGUCAGUGAGGCUGUUUCGAGGGUAUCGGCUAUCGUCGGUUGCCCUGUCGCAAGGCUGGACUACCGCAGGAUGCUCGAAAUGCACCAACAAGCAAAGAUUGGCCAUGGAAAGUAG
Molecule: messenger RNA, 2808 nt
Organism: Triticum turgidum subsp. durum (durum wheat)
Lineage: Eukaryota; Viridiplantae; Streptophyta; Magnoliopsida; Poales; Poaceae
Source: the annotation of a GenBank genome assembly